Myodes glareolus (Bank vole) is the source of this 952-nucleotide messenger RNA. It is a transcript of the gene Pnmt, whose product is annotated as phenylethanolamine N-methyltransferase. The record is from RefSeq and is a predicted model, not a curated record. Lineage: Eukaryota; Metazoa; Chordata; Mammalia; Rodentia; Cricetidae. Gene Ontology annotation, cellular component: cytosol. Gene Ontology annotation, molecular function: phenylethanolamine N-methyltransferase activity.
CAUGAGUGGAGGCAGAGACCCCAACCACGCUGCAGAGAUGGCCACUGAUUCGGACCCUGGCCGGGCAGCUGUCGCCUCGGCUUACCAGCGCUUUGAGCCCCGCGCCUACCUCCUCAACAACUACGCUCCUCCUCGUGGAGACCUGAGUAGCCCUGAUGGCGUCGGGCCUUGGAAGCUGCGCUGCAUGGCGCAAACCUUUGCCACAGGUGAAGUGUCUGGACAGGCCCUCAUCGACAUUGGGUCAGGCCCCACCAUAUACCAGCUACUCAGUGCCUGUGCCCACUUUGAGGACAUCACCAUGACAGAUUUCUUGGAGGUCAACCGGCAGGAGCUGGGACUCUGGCUUCGGGAGGAACCAGGAGCCUUCGACUGGAGUGUGUACAGCCAGCAUGCUUGCCUCAUCGAGGGCAAGGGCGAGUCCUGGCAGGAGAAGGAACGCCAGCUGCGAGCCAGGGUGAAGCGAGUCCUGCCCAUCGAUGUGCACCAGCCCCAGCCCCUGGGUCCUUCAAGCCUGGCACCCCUGCCUGCAGAUGCCCUGGUCUCCUCCUUCUGCCUAGAGGCUGUGAGCCCAGACCUUGCCAGCUUCCAGCGGGCUCUGCAGCACAUCACCACACUGCUGAGGCCGGGGGGUCAUCUCCUCCUUAUCGGAGCCCUAGAGGAGUCGUGGUACCUUGCUGGGGAGGCCAGGCUGUCUGUGGUGCCAGUGUCAGAGAAGGAGGUGAGGGAGGCCCUGGUCCUUGGUGGUUAUGAGGUACGGGACCUUCGUACCUACACCAUGCCUGCCCAUCUCCGCACGGGUGUUGAUGACGUCAAGGGUGUCUUCUUUGCCUGGGCUCAGAAGACGGGGGUGCAGGCAUGAGGGGCCCAUAUGCCGGGUGUCCUGUGCCUCCCAAAUUCCAUAUUACCUGAAGUGGUACCUAAUAAAGCAACGGUCCCCUGCUCGCCUGUGCUG